ACUGAUAACAUAAAACAAUACAUUGUUUAUUAUUUUUAUUCUACCAAAUUGUAAUUUUUUACUUAAAACGGUUUCGUUAGGUUUACUGGUACAUUCUCAAGUGGUAAUUAUUGUCUGUUAACAAGUAAUCAAUCAUGGGCAAGGGACGUGCAGAGCCGGGUACGCCCAAGUAUAUAGCUAACAAGAUCAAAUCCAAGGGAUUACAGAAGCUGAGAUGGUUUUGUCAAAUGUGCAGCAAGCAAUGUCGAGACGAAAACGGGUUCAAAUGUCAUACCAUGUCAGAGUCACAUCAGAGGCAAUUGUUGCUAUUUGCCGAUAAUGCAGGCCGUUACCUAAGCGAAUUUAGUUUGGAGUUCUCCAAAGGAUUUCUGUUUUUAUUGAAACGUCAGUUCGGUACCAAAAGAGUAAAAGCCAAUAAAGUUUACCAAGAAUACAUUUCUGAUCGUACCCAUUUGCAUAUGAAUGCUACCCAAUGGACAACACUUACCGGAUUCGUCAAAUGGCUUGGAAAAACUGGAAAAUGUGUAGUUGAUGAAACAGACGAGGGAUGGUUUAUUACGUACAUUGAUAGAGAUCCAGCUACCAUUGAACUCGAAGAAAAAAUGAGAAAGAAAGAAAAAGCGGAAAAAGAUGAAAAAGAGCGGGAGAUGGAGUUUUUGGAAAGACAAAUCAGGGAAGGUCAGAAAAAAGACAGCGCUGAGCAGCCCGAAGAAGAGAAGCCUAAAGAACUCAUCAGAGAAGAAGAUAGUAAAUUACAAUUGAAUUUAAAAAUGGAUACUUUUAAAAAACCAGCAGUGGUCCCUAUAAAAAAUGUGUUAAGCACUGCAGGUUCUGACCGAAUGUCAACAAUUUCAAGAUCUAGUAGUAGAAAAUCCGAAAAACGGAAAAUGUCAGCUUUAGAAGAAAUUAUACAACAAGAAACGAAAAAGAAAAAUUAUAUGAGAAAAGAUUAUUGGUUAAUGGAAAACAUUGUAGUGAAAGUUACUACAAAAACAUUAGGUCUCGACUACGUUGGCAAAAAAGGUGUAGUUGUCCAAGUAAUGGAAAAAUAUGGUUGUAUGGUAAAGUUGUUUGAACCAAGAGUAAAACUCAAAUUGGAUCAAAAUCAUUUAGAGACUGUUAUACCUAAUGUUGGUGGAAAAGUAAUGAUAGUGAAUGGUAUGCACACAGGGCGAGAAGCUGAAUUAAUAAAAUUAGAUCAAGAUAAUUUUAGCGUAGAUGUUAAAUUAAAGAACGGACCCGCCACUGGAAAAACAGUUACACAAUUGCCUUUUGAGGACAUUUGCAAAUUACAUAUUAGUGAUAAGUGAAAAUAUAAGAUAAAAUAAUAAGACUAUGUUGAUAUUGUAAAUAAUGUGUAAAAUUAUAUUAUAACUAUUAAAUAUGUUUUCCCUAACA
Molecule: messenger RNA, 1398 nt
Organism: Adelges cooleyi (spruce gall adelgid)
Lineage: Eukaryota; Metazoa; Arthropoda; Insecta; Hemiptera; Adelgidae
Gene: kin17
Product: DNA/RNA-binding protein KIN17
Exons: 2
Coding region: 135-1310 (391 amino acids)
Biological process (GO): DNA replication; DNA damage response
Cellular component (GO): nucleus
Molecular function (GO): double-stranded DNA binding
Source: RefSeq, a predicted model, not a curated record